AUGGCAGAUGAAUGUCCCAUCUGCCUCGAGGGAGUUGGCCCAUCUGACGUUAUCGGCAUAGUGUACCCCUGUGCCCACCAUUAUCAUGAACAGUGUCUCUUGCCAUGGAGCACCCAUUCCAAUUCGUGCCCUACAUGUCGCAAGUCGUUUUAUAAGAUCAAUGUCGCUACCAAAUCUGCACCUGAAACGAUUUUGAGAUCGUUUGGGAUCAAGGAUAAGCUCCAGCCAAAUGCAGCCAUUGACAGCAUACCGGCGGAGUAUGUUAUACCUCCCAGCGAGGUGCCCCAUAGAGAAAGGAUCGAGAGAGAAAGAGAUAUUCAGCCUGGCGGUGUGUGUCAGGUAUGUUCUAGUGCAAGCUAUGCGCUUCGCCAGCGUGCUAUGGUGAGCUGUGUAGCGUGCAAUGCCUCGUUCCAUGUAUCGUGCCUAGGCGCUGCUUCUCACGAGCCUGGGUCCAUGGAAUGGUUCUGUCCUGUGUGUGAUUGCUAUCAGGAGCUUAGUAUCCCAAACGCUAAUAGAGUUCAUGUUAGGGCAUCAUCUCGUGGUCCCACGAGUGUAAGAAAGCACUCACUAGUGACUACCGAUAGUGACCUCGCCCACGCAGUGUUCGAAGAUAGUCUAGAUUCGCUAGAUAGUGAGCCAGCACGAUUUGAACGACCCUCAAGGCCAAAUGUCCUUAACGGAGGUGUUUUGCUACGACGGGAAGAAAGGGCGUUGCGCAAUCUUACACCUGAGGAAGCUCACCUGUGGGAAAUGCUAGAACGAGCGAGAACAGGCAAUGAGGAUGUUCAGCUGCCUGCCAGCGCAAACAAUCAGCCAAGACGUAAAAGAAGAAGGCGAACACUUGGGGUUGCAACCCCUGUUGAAGGUCUGUCGACGUCACAAACACAAAAUGUGACCGUGCCUGAGGCUAGUAGUGGUUCCCGUAUCGGUUCUCUUAUGAGCCAGAUCAAACUGAGACCACAGCGACAUACAGCUAGGAUUUCAGACGAAAGACACUUUGCCAUGACUCCAGCUCCUCCGGCUUCACACAUCGUGUCAUCAACUCGAUUGUCGCCAAUGAUAAGUCCUGUCACCAGUGAUAGCGAAAGUGAAUCGAGGCGGCAGGUGUUCGGACGCUCAGGGAGAGAGCUUACAAUUGAGCAGAAACGUGUUAUUCAAAAGCAUGUGCGUGAUAACCUACGCCCAUUGUACAUCCCAAGUGGAUCAACUGGCAGUGGCACUAUCACAUCUGAAAGUGAAUAUAUUCGCAUCAAUAAGAGCAUAUCACGCAAGAUCUACUCGGCAAUCAUUUCGCUGGAGGAGCAAGAAGGCCCUCAAAUAUAUGAAGACUACUUCAACAAUCCGAGUUCCAAACUUCGAGAAAUGGUCGACUCCUGUGUUCAGCGUGAAUUAGCAGACAUGGGGUACGGCGAAGAUUACGACUAA
Messenger RNA from Candidozyma auris, 1425 nucleotides. Its product is annotated as ubiquitin-protein ligase ASR1. The transcript has a single exon. The record is from RefSeq and is a predicted model, not a curated record. Lineage: Eukaryota; Fungi; Ascomycota; Pichiomycetes; Serinales; Metschnikowiaceae. The coding region runs from base 1 to 1425 and encodes 474 amino acids.